AUGAAGACAUAUCUCAUACUAUUUCUAUUGUUUGAACUUGUUACCUCCGUUCCGUACAAUCAAAUUUGCACAUUUUCUUCUGGUAGUUGCAAUUGGAGCGUUGGUCGACGUUGGCAUAUCAUGACUUUAGACAGUCAAAAUAAAGUUUUAAUUGCUGACAUUGGGAGUAAAGAAGAUGAUCGAACGGGUUUUACCGAUACGAUUAUAUCGCCAUGGUUACAAUUAUCUCCAUUAUGUUCAUUCGAUGGUCGACUAACAUUUCGAUUUAGUAUUUCAAAUGAUCGUGAUCAUAUCGAGAUAUAUUUGAUUGAAAAUAAUCGAACACAAACAACUUCUCUAGGUCAGUGGAAGAGCACAACAAAUAAAGCUCAUUCGAUAAAAGUCGAUGAUCUCAGUUUACAACAAGGAAACAUUACUUUUCAAGUCUCUGAACAAUUUCAAAUUGCUAUCGAAGUCCGACAUGUUACAAACGAUCGAAAUCAUUCCAAUGCAUGGUUUGCUCUUGAUGACAUUCUAAUCGAAAAUUGUCCUUUUGCUAUUGUGAACACAACUCUCGAUAAUUUUGAGUACAUGUCAACGACAAUUCCAGUUUCCAUAUGGUUAUCCAAACUGAACGUUAACGAAAGCAAUUCAACAUUAGCCAAUGCCUCGUUUUGGAAACUGACUGAUUUCUCUUCUGAACCAUCGUCAUUAUCAUCUCGUCAAACGCUCUUAACAUUAAUUAUUUAUCUUUUCUGUGCCUUAAUUGCCUUCACCUUGCUAAUCAUACUUUGUUCCAUAAUUUUAUUUACAUAUCGCAAGCAUUGCUGUCCAACAUCACGAUCAGCUGUCGAUCAUCGCUAUCGAUAUGGAACAAAAUCGUUUAACAAUCGCAUUGGCAUCCAAAUUGAAAACCUUGAUCGUGAUUAUCAAACUGUAAAAACAAUCGAUUCUACUGUUCGACCUUGUUUCGAGUAA
Adineta ricciae is the source of this 957-nucleotide messenger RNA. The record is from the annotation of a GenBank genome assembly. Lineage: Eukaryota; Metazoa; Rotifera; Eurotatoria; Adinetida; Adinetidae.